AUGUUCCUCGAUGGCGCCGUUGCUCGAGAAACAUUAUCUUCCUUUCCGGAAAUAUCUUCUCUGACACCCCCAAAUCCCCAGACCGCCCUUCCUCAAAUAUCUCUUACCAUUGUAAUGCUGCUGGAAUCCAAUGUUCUUGAUGAGGAAUAUUUGGGACGCUUGUGGGCAUUAGCAGUUGAGGGAAAUGUUAUCGAAUGUUCUAUCUCCGAAUCUAGCAGAUUUGGCCUUUCCGCUGAAGUCGCUGCACUGUGCUAG
Molecule: messenger RNA, 255 nt
Organism: Mycena indigotica
Lineage: Eukaryota; Fungi; Basidiomycota; Agaricomycetes; Agaricales; Mycenaceae
Exons: 4
Coding region: 1-255 (84 amino acids)
Source: RefSeq, a predicted model, not a curated record